Triticum aestivum (bread wheat) is the source of this 1433-nucleotide messenger RNA. Its product is annotated as NAC domain-containing protein 83. Gene Ontology annotation, molecular function: DNA binding. Gene Ontology annotation, biological process: regulation of DNA-templated transcription. Bases 327 to 1034 code for a protein of 235 amino acids. The transcript has 3 exons. NCBI's taxonomy places the organism in Eukaryota, Viridiplantae, Streptophyta, Magnoliopsida, Poales, Poaceae. The record is from RefSeq and is a predicted model, not a curated record.
UUCCCCACUCCCCCUCCCUACUACAAUCCCCCCAUCUCUCUCUCCGUAGUCUACACCCUCUCCCUCUCUCUGUCUCUCUCUGCAAGUCGCCAUGAACAUUCCAAGCAAAUGCACGACCCAUGGGCGCCACUUUGCACUUGCAAAGUGAGAUAGGAAGCUGCGGCCUGCCCUGCUCCCUUUACCACUACCGUGCAAGGACGUCCCUGUGAACUACAAGCUACACCUAGCUAGUGCGGCUAUUAGUUCGUACAUACGUGCUCGAGCCACUGAGCUGAGCUAGUUUGUGCGUGCUAUUACAAGCUGUUGCCAGGUGGUCAGCGGCAGCCAUGGAGAGGACGCCGGUGAUGGUGAGGCAGGGCGGCCAGGAGGUGCUGAGGCAGCUGCCGCCCGGGUUCCGCUUCCGCCCUACAGACGAGGAGCUGGUUGUGCAGUACCUCCGCCGAAAGGCCCUUGCCCUCCCGCUCCCAGCUGCUGUCAUCUCCGAUGUCCACAACCUCUACAGCCUCGACCCCUGGGACAUCCCCGGCGCGAGAGAGGGGGAGAAGUACUACUUUGCGGUCCGGCCGGCCGCCGGCGCCAAGAGGGGUGGCAGGACCACGACGGCGAGCGGGUGCUGGAAGCCCGCGAGCGCGAGGGAGAGGCCGGUGGUGGUGUCCCGGUGCGGCCGGAGCCACCUCGUUGGCGUCAAGAAGUUCCUGGCCUUCGUCCCCCGACGUGGCAAGGGCAAGGGCUCCAAGGCGCCGCCGGCGCCAGCGCAGAUCGGCUGGGUCAUGCACGAGUACCGCCUCGCCCUGCCGCAUCACCACAAGAAUGGUUGCUGCUUGGCUGAGGCUGGAACACAAGAGUGGGUAGUGUGCCGGAUCUUCCAAAGGGACAGAUCGUCGUCGUCGUUCAACAGACAAACGCCGGGCAUCCACGGCACCGACGCGCACCGCACGAUGCCACCGAUGCCACCAUCGCCAUCGUCGUCGUCUUCCAGCUGCGUCACAAGCGGCGGCAGCUCCUCAGACCUGCAGGAAGAGGUCAGCAGCUGAGAAGCCAAGCAAAGCUGCUGCCUACUGCCUCUCCAAGAGACACUGACUAGCUAGCUUAGCUAGGCAGAUUACGAACCAGGGGAAAGAAAUGAUGUGUCCUUUUCUUGCUCCAACAUUUGUUUUUCUCUCCAUCUCUUUGCUCUCUUUCUCCGUGUAAUAUGUAAUGCAGUGUGAUGAUGUAGCGAGAAGCAAGUCAGCAACCAGGCAUUGGGUGUUUAGUUAAUUAAGAAAGCCUCCUCUGAUUAGUAGCAGAUGUACCAUGCAUAUGUGAUAUGUGUAUGUAUACGUAGCAGAGAUGCAGCACGCAGUGACCACUGCAUGCAUGUGUAAUAACCUGCGAGCUGUACGUGAAAUUUCUUCAAGGAAGAAAAAGUGAAAGCCUUCUCGUUUUUACUGCCA